CCUUGGAGCAGGUCAAGAUGCAGCUGGAGCGCUUCGAGCAGGUCAGCGGCGUGGAGAUCGCCGACUGCUCCAAGCUGCGGGUCCGCAAGUACAACCGGACCGUGUUCGCCCUGGACGGAACGAUUCACAUACACGUGGAUCUGGACAGCUCGUACGAGGUGACGGUCAAGGUGGCGUACAGCACACUCGGGAACAACCAGUUCAACGAGUACCCGAUGAAGGUACCGCGGAAGAGCAUCUGCAAGCUGUUGGUCGAGGAGUACGCCGACUACCAGUACAUCUUUGGCGACAGUACCAACCUGCCGAACGUCGCAAAGGGCACCAAGGAGUUCUGUCCGUUUCCGAAGGGCGAGUACUUCUUCAAGGAUACGGUUGUAAACGGGUCGUUCAUACCUUCCGUGGUUCCGGCGGGGCUGUGGCGUAUGUCGUUGUUGUUUUUGCACCCAAGUGACGUGGAGGUUAUGGUGCUGCGCAUCUACUAUCGGGUCAUCAAGGGAAUGGGCAUGUGAGAUCCGGUUUAAACUAUGUGACAAAUAAAAUGUGCUGGAGAAUUUCCCUUAUCCUCUAAAAAAAAGUGCUUUA
Molecule: messenger RNA, 582 nt
Organism: Culex pipiens pallens (northern house mosquito)
Lineage: Eukaryota; Metazoa; Arthropoda; Insecta; Diptera; Culicidae
Exons: 1
Coding region: 18-509 (163 amino acids)
Source: RefSeq, a predicted model, not a curated record